Molecule: messenger RNA, 720 nt
Organism: Lucilia sericata (common green bottle fly)
Lineage: Eukaryota; Metazoa; Arthropoda; Insecta; Diptera; Calliphoridae
Exons: 3
Coding region: 193-642 (149 amino acids)
Source: RefSeq, a predicted model, not a curated record
CAUCGAUCGUUGUGCAUAAACAUUUUAACAACAACGUUACGUGUUAGAUUUUUAAGUUUUUAUAUAAAUUUUCUUUAAUUUUUUUUUUUUUGCAAUUUUUCUGGAUUAAAGAAACGCUAGUGAUUUUUUAAAAAUUUUAGAAAUUUUUUAAAGAAAAGUUUUCAAGUAGUUUUAGUGCUUUUUUAUGACAAAAUGGCCAAACUGUUGACCUAUAUUUUCAUAGUCGGUUCUAUUAUCUUGUGGUACUUCCUGUUAUUUGGCUACGGUGGCGAUAAGGUUGGUGGCAGUGAAGGUGGUGGUGGCGGCGGUGUUAUUCCGGGAGUAGCUGCCACAAAUGGUCAUGGAAACCCAUUGGAAGGUCGUGAUUAUCAUCAUAUGGAAAGGGCGGGUCAUAUCAAAAGAGAUUUAAAUCACUGCUGGCGCCGUUACGAUGGCUAUAAUUUACAAAAUACGAUAGUCAAUAAAAAGGAACAACUUAAAAAGCCCUACGGUAUACUAUGUAAUUUUAAAUGCACCUGGUUUUUUACAAUAACAUUUCCCACAUGUGAAUUUAUUUAUGAUUAUAAAUUAUCCUGUUACUUAUUUACAUCACUGCCCGAUUGUACUACAGUGAAGUGUACACUAUUAAAUUAUUUUACCUAAAUUACAUUACAUUUAAUUAAUUAAAUUUAAUUUUAUUUUCAAAUAUUUUAAUUUCUUUAAAUUUACUACAACUACUGC